AUGGGGGCUUCUCCCUUUCCCCUGCGGUGCCGGCUCACCGGCAGCAGCGUGGUUGUUAUUAGCCGAGCCUUGACCCCGCAGGCUCGUGCCCUGCAUCCUCACAGCCCGUUCCAGCGCCUCGGCUCCGGGUUCCAGCGGGGCAGCUCCCGGGGGGGCUGGGACCAGCGGGUGACCCGGGAGGUGCAACCGGCCCCUUUGCCUGCGGGGUCUGCCCUGCUGCCCUACGUGCCCCGCGUGCCCCCCGCGGCGCUGCCGGGGAAGCUCACCGCCACCACCUUCGCGCUGGAGAGGCCCUGCUGCGUCUUCGACGGGCACGCCAACGCCUCCGACACCGUCUGGCUGGUGGUGGCUUUCGCCAACGCCUCGGCCGCCUUCAGAAACCCCCCGUCCCAGGCCAGCGUGCCCCUGUACGAGCAGCUGCCCACCGCCCACUCCUACAUGACGCUGGAGACGGCGGCGGCCGCGUACGCCUGCUUGGCGCCGAGCCCGGCCUUCCUGCGGGUCGGGGGCGACACAGCGUGCGGGGGCCAGGGCAGCCGGGACCCCUGCAACGGGCCCCUGCCCUCCCCGGGGCCCUACAGGGUGAAGUUCCUGGUGAUGGGCUGCCACGGCCCCAAAGCGGAGACGAGGUGGUCAGACCCCAUCCUCCUGCGCACAGCCGGCAGCCCGAGCACCAUCGACCCUGCGCCCGUGCGCUGCGGCAGCGACGUGGUCGUCAUCGCCUCCAUCCUCGCCAGCCUGGGGGCCGUGCUGGCCGCGGUGGUGCUCGGCGCUGCGGGCGCCGCGGCGUGGGGGUCCCUGUGCCGGCAGGGGUCGGGGACCAGCGCCUUCGCCCGCAGCUCCUACAGGACCCACCACAUCCCCCCGGCCCUGCCGCAGCCCCUGCCCCCCGGCUGCACGUGCAGCCCCCCGGGGCUGGGCUGCUUUGUCCCCCGGCCUCCUGGGCCGUGUCCUGCCGAGUAA
Grus americana (Whooping crane) is the source of this 963-nucleotide messenger RNA. It is a transcript of the gene UPK3B, whose product is annotated as uroplakin 3B. The transcript has 7 exons. Bases 1 to 963 code for a protein of 320 amino acids. The record is from RefSeq and is a predicted model, not a curated record. Lineage: Eukaryota; Metazoa; Chordata; Aves; Gruiformes; Gruidae.